Mytilinidion resinicola is the source of this 1383-nucleotide messenger RNA. RefSeq lists its product as uncharacterized. The record is from RefSeq and is a predicted model, not a curated record. The coding region runs from base 105 to 1256 and encodes 383 amino acids. Gene Ontology annotation, cellular component: cytosol; proteasome regulatory particle, lid subcomplex; nucleus. Gene Ontology annotation, biological process: ubiquitin-dependent protein catabolic process. Gene Ontology annotation, molecular function: structural molecule activity. NCBI's taxonomy places the organism in Eukaryota, Fungi, Ascomycota, Dothideomycetes, Mytilinidiales, Mytilinidiaceae. The transcript is spliced from 3 exons.
CUACCAAAACACCAUCUGCGUUCGUACUCACACCGUCCUGCUGAGCUAAUCUCUCCUUCUCCUCAAACCCUCAAAAACUCCAGUAUCUGGACAAGCAAAACAGCAUGGCUAUGGACACAGAUACGAUCCCCAACCUGCUGGGCGACAUGCGGGAUGAGGCCCCCGACGACCUCCAGACGCACUUCAUUUCCUUCGAGGACUACUGGGAGAGGAAGCUAUGGCACGAGCUCACGGAGGCCUUGUUAGAAUAUUUCCAGACACCCGCCAGCGCACGACACCGGAUACAGCUAUACGACAACUUCAUCAAGACCUUUGCGGCUAAGAUCAACCAGUUGAAGCUUGUCCAGCUAGGUCUAAGCACAGCUGCAUGUUAUAGAGAUAACCAAGAGCGCCUCACCUUCCUCACAGCGCUCGUCGAGAAGGUCAACAAGCCAGCCUCGCAAGACGCCUACGUAUACGCCACUGUGGCAGCCGCAGAUAUCCAGUUGAAGCUGAAGGAGUAUGAAGGUGCGCGGAAAAAGCUCGAUGAGUGCGAGAAGAUACUAGACACUUUCGACUCGGUGGAGACCGUUGUGCACGCAUCCUUCUACCGUGCCAAUGCGGACUAUUACAAGCACAAAAUGGACUUUGCAGCCUACUACAAGAACUGCCUCCUCUUCCUCGCCUGCGUCUCCGUCAACGACCUCACAACCACAGAACGCCAAUCGCGCGCCUACGACCUCGCCAUCGCCGCUCUCGUCUCCGACAGCAUCUACAACUUCGGUGAACUUCUCUUGCACCCGAUCCUAGACACCCUUUCGCAUACUCAGCACGCCUGGCUAAGAGACCUCCUCUUCGCCUUCAACCGCGGCGACCUAGUCGCCUACGAUGUCCUCGCAGGCAACAUCGGCAAGAACGAGUUCCUCCAACAACACCAAACCUUCCUCUACCAGAAGAUUUCGCUCUCCGCGCUCACAGAGACCGUCUUCCGCCGCCCACCGCACGACCGCGCCAUGUCCUUCGCUACGAUCUCCGAGGAAACGAAGGUCCAGCCCAACGAGAUCGAGCACUUGAUCAUGAAGGCGCUGAGCUUGGGGCUACUUAGGGGCACGAUUGACCAGGUGUCAGAGAUCGCACGGAUCAACUGGGUGCAGCCGAAGGUGCUAGAUAUGAAGCAGAUCGAGAACAUGCGAGGGCGGUUGCGUGAAUGGGAUUCGAGCGUCAACCAGCUAGGGAACUGGAUUGAGGGGGUGGGCAAGGAUGUUUGGGCUGCAUAGGGAGCUGUUGCGGUGCUCUGCGGCCCGGAAAGUCAGGGCCUGUGGAGCAUGUAUAAUCAUCCGGAGUAACAGAGCACUCGCUCUGGGCCCGGCAGUUAGUCGGUCACGAAUAAGAGAAAUUUUAGAC